AUGGAACGUCAAAAGCGCAAGUUCGUGGCUGCUGCAAGUUGUGAAGGUGAAGGAGGCCGCAGAGGGAGAAUGACAGACAGAUUUAGCAAUCUUCCUGACCAAAUCUCCCACGUCAUUCUUUCGUUCCUUACCAUGGCUGACCUUGCUCGACUCAGUUAUGUGUCCAAAUGUUGGAGAGAACUUUGUCUUUCAUCUCCGGUUUUGAAUUUCAAUGAAUAUAACUGCAUAGCGGGUGCCGAUAUGUGUGGUAGCAAGCAGAGGUUGUUGAAUAUUCUGGAAAGGUUCCUUUUGCUUCGUGCGGAUCAUAAGAUACAGCGCUUCCGUUUUGAUUGGCAUUUUCCCCCUCCAAAGAAGAACCAAAGUUCAUCAUCAUCAUGCAGCUGUCUUGAUGUCUACUAUCGCGUGAUGUCGUGCGUCCAGAAGGCGGUGAGAUGUAACGUUGAACAGCUUGAGCUUAAUCUCCUUGGACUAGGUGAACCCAAUCUGAAUUUUCCGUCUUCCAUCUUUCUUUGUGAAUCUUUGAAGUCUCUGUCGGUCUACACGAACCGUGCGAUUCUUAGAGCCCCCUCAUCCUCCUCAUCUAUUUCCUCUAAUCUCAAAGACUUGGAGUUGUUGAAUGUUGUUAUAGCAGAUGAUGAGGGGUUUUUCAAAUGGAUCUCAUGUUCUUGCAAAUGCAUCCGGAAAUUAGGUCUUGACCAUCCUUAUAUGAUUAAAAAUCUCAAUAUUGAAAGCUCUUCUUUGGAGAGGUUAAGUCUUUCUUAUCCCCAACCUGAUCUUGACACACUUAACAUCUCCUGUGAAAAUCUUCAACGGUUAAGUAUCUCCUUAUGUCCUGAUUCACGCAGCAUUACAUCGUUGAAUAUUUUUGCACCAAAUCUUAAAAAGUUGUGGUGGGCAUGGAAUUUGAUGAAUCAUCCAAAUCUCAGAAAGUUUCAUAGUUUAGAAUCUGCUGAGGUUUAUUUUGAUUCCGUAGGCAAAGUUUCUCUCGAAAAAACUCAAAAGUUCAAAAGUACUUUGAUAGAUUUGGAGACUAGAGUAGAUGAGUUUGAACCCUUAUCUGAAGUCUUUCACGGUUUAAGAAUCAAUGGAGUUCUUAUUCUAAAUGAAGCUGCCGUUAAGGUUAUGUUCAAGCUGGAAGGGUCCAUGCCAGUUUCAUUCAACAAUGUUCGAAGUUUGCGUAUGAAUAUUGGGUGCGUAAUUGACGAGAUAGUCCCUUCAAUGGUCUCUGUUCUUAGAGGAAUGCCUUACUUGCGUACCUUAUACAUAAAGCGUUGCCCACCUUUUCAUGAACUUGAAUCUAAUAAAGGCAGAUUUGAUAUAGGAUACUGGAAACUGCAAAACCUUGGAUUUAUUAAUCGACUUGAAUUCUUCACCAUAGAGAUUUUAGACUGGAACAAUGUAGUUGAAUUAGCAAGCUACGUACUCGAGUGUGCUCAGAAAUUGAAGAAAGGUGUCAUAAUUUGUUCAGCUCAAAAUUUGGAGGAAGUUAAGCUGAAAUUAGAGAAAUGCAAGAUGAUUUCCAAGUCUGCAAUUGUCUUUAAGGAAAGACCAAAAAGUGAACGAAGACUGCUCUUUUAA
This is a messenger RNA of Prunus avium (sweet cherry), 1578 nucleotides long. RefSeq names its product putative F-box/FBD/LRR-repeat protein At4g03220. Gene Ontology annotation, molecular function: protein binding. The record is from RefSeq and is a predicted model, not a curated record. NCBI's taxonomy places the organism in Eukaryota, Viridiplantae, Streptophyta, Magnoliopsida, Rosales, Rosaceae.